UUUGUCGAAACUACUCUGGGUAAACUGACUAAUAAAAGUCAGCCAUCAACACUCUCUUUGACGUCGACAAGCUUUACCUUUUCGAUCAUGCUUUACUCUUACUAGCUCCAUGGACGACCCUCGCAAGCAUCAGGUGUCCUUAAGAGGGGCAAGUGCCAGAGAGAUUUCAAGGGAUGCCCUUCUUGAGAAAGUCUCUCAUGAAAGGGAGCUCCGUAGUUAUGCUAGACGAACUACUGCUUCUGCUAUCUUUAUACAGAGAGUUUGGAGGCAUUAUAGUGUGACCAAAAAAGUAGCUUUGCAGCUUCAAGAAGAAUGGCAAAACAUGUUGAAUCAUCACGAUGGUACAAUAAUUGCUAGCUGGGUUUCCAACAAGGUCUUGAGGCCUUUCCUUUUCUUUGUUAUAUGUUUAUCAACUCGACAUGGGAAGAUUUGCAUCAGGGAUAUUAAUUGUAUGCAAACUUGCUUCAAGAUUUUGCUGGAGAGCAUAACUUCUACAGAUUCAAGAAAGAACUUUUGCUCCCUAGCACUUGGUACAGUUGACGAGAGAAGAACAUGGAGAUAUCAAUCAAAGAAGCUGAUUUGUCUCUGCUCAUUUAUCCUUGCUGAGUGUGAUGAAUCUCAUUCUAGGAGACCAGAUGUUGUUGUUCUAACUUCUCUUGCAAUGCGUUUCCUUGCCAUCUUAACUGAUCUGAAGGGGUGGAAAAUCAUAACCGAUGAUAGUCCUGCAGAUGCAGUUAUAGCAGUAAAUGAUUUGGUUAGGUUUAUGGCAAGCCCUAAAAGUGGUCUUUACAUAUCUAUCAGAAAAUACAUUAACCAACUUGAUAUUCCUAAUAAUUUACGAACAAAAAGUAUGGUCCAAACAGAUAAUAAAUUCUUGAUUACUGCAACUGCAAUAACAUUAGCUUUACGGCCAUUUCAUGCAACAAGCUUCAAAUUAACUGGACCUGAUUCGCCGGACAUGCAUUCUGCUGCUGUCCAGUACUGUCUGUUUCUACUUACAAUUCCAAGUCUCACUCAACGUCUACCAGCUGUUCUUGUUUCUGCUUUGAAGCACAGGUCUAUUCUCUUGCAAUGCCUUCAGACUCUACUGAUUUUGAGAGAUAAUAUAUUAACAGAUAUGUCCAAGAUGGAUCAGUUGAAAAUUCAGCAUUCUUCCAAGGUGAUUCCACCAGUAGGUUGGGCUCUUGCAAACAUUAUUUGCCUAUCUACAGGAAGUGAGAAUGAUUUUUUGGAUCCUCUCAAUCAAAGUCUAGACUAUGCAUUCUAUGUCCGCGUUGUGAUCAUGCUUGCUGAGAGCUUAUUGUCAUUUCUUGACCAUGGUGGAUGGACUGAAAAGGAGAACCAAUUUCCUCAGAGUGAUGCUGAAACUCCUGCAGAGCUUGUUGGUAAAGUUUUAUAUGACAAUGAGAAUACAUUUGCCUUAAACAUGUCUUAUGUGGACCUACUGAGGCCUGUUUGUCAGCAGUGGCAUCUUACAAAACUUUUGGCAAUCUCAAAGACCGAUACCUAUGUUGAUAUAGAUGAGACUUCGACUGCUCAAAAUGCAAAAUACUCAAGGAAGUUGGAACUGGUUGAAAUUGCAUAUUUCUAUUCUUACUUUCUCAGAAUAUUUUCAAUCUUGAAUCCCUCACUUGGGCCAUUGCCUGUUCUUAAUAUGCUAUCAUUCACUCCUGGAUAUCUUGUCACUUUGUGGGAAGCAUUGGAAUAUUUACUUUUUCCUAGAAAGGGAGAAAUAUCUGCUGAUAAUGAUCUUUCCUUAAGUAAAAUGUCAGGGAACAAGGGAGAUGGGGGUGUUGAGAAAAAACACAAGCAGCUCAAUAAGGAAGGAGGUAAUAGAUGGGCUAAUGUGCUUCAUAAAUUUACUGGCAAGUCCCAAACGGGUGUUGAUUAUACAGAUGGAGUUGGUGGGCAAACUGGUGAGAUAGAUGAAGAAUUGCAAGAUAUUUGGGAUGUAGAAUCAUUGAGGUUUGGUCCACAAAAAAUUCCAAAAGAUAUUUCAUGCCUGAUUCAUCUGUUCUGUGCCACAUAUUCCCACUUGCUUUUAGUUCUUGAUGACAUUGAGUUUUAUGAAAGACAGGUCCCAUUCAAGCUGGAGGAGCAACGAAGAAUUGCUUCAGUGCUCAAUACAUUGGUUUACAAUGGAUUGGCCCAAAAUACAGUUCAGCAGAAUAGACCACUUAUGGAUUCUGCGAUUAGAUGCUUGCAUUUGAUAUAUGAAAGGGAUUGCAGGCACCAGUUUUGCCCCCCUGUUUUGUGGCUUUCACCUGCUAGAAAGAGCCGACCCCCAAUUCAAGUGGCUGCGAGAACGCAUGAAAUCAUUUUAUCUAAUAUAAAAUCAGAUGAUGCUUUGACUGUUCCAAGUAUCGGUUCUGUAAUCACUAUUACUCCACAUGUAUAUCCAUUUGAAGAAAGAGUUCAGAUGUUUAGAGAGUUUAUCAACAUGGACAAAGUAUCACGAAAAAUGGCUGGUGAAAUAACUGGACCUGGUUCACGAGCAGUUGAGAUUUUAGUUCGUCGGGGUCAUAUUGUUGAAGAUGGAUUUCGUCAAUUAAAUACUCUUGGAUCAAGACUGAAGUCAUCCAUUCACGUUUCUUUUGUUAGUGAAUGUGGCAUUCCAGAGGCUGGCUUGGACUAUGGUGGAUUAUCAAAGGAGUUUCUGACUGAUAUAUCAAAAGCAGCCUUUUCUCCAGAGUAUGGCCUAUUCUCCCAAACAUCAACCUCAGACAGACUUCUGAUCCCCAAUCCAACUGCAAGAUAUCUGGAGAAUGGUAUCCAGAUGAUUGAAUUUCUUGGAAGAGUUGUUGGAAAAGCUCUUUAUGAAGGCAUAUUGCUUGAUUACUCUUUUUCACAUGUUUUUGUACAAAAGCUUUUAGGCCGAUAUAGCUUUCUUGAUGAACUAUCAACACUUGAUCCAGAGCUGUACAGGAAUCUCAUGUAUGUGAAGCAUUAUGAUGGUGAUUUCAAGGAUCUCUCUCUGGACUUCACAGUUACAGAAGAAUCAUUUGGUAAACGGCAUGUUUUUGAGCUUAAACCUGGUGGCAAGGAUGUCUGUGUGACAAAUGAGAACAAGAUGCAAUAUGUUCAUGCCAUGGCAGAUUAUAAACUCAAUCGACAGAUAUUGCCAUUUUCAAAUGCAUUUUACAGGGGACUGACAGAUGUCAUAUCCCCUUCUUGGUUAAAGUUAUUUAAUGCAAUGGAAUUCAAUCAGUUACUUUCAGGUGGUGACUUUGACAUUGAUGUCGAUGAUUUAAGAAAUAACACACGUUACACAGGUGGCUACUCUGAGGGGAGUAGGACAAUCAAACUUUUCUGGGAGGUAAUUAGAGGAUUUCAACCAAAUGAAAGAUGCUUGCUGCUUAAGUUUGUGACCAGCUGUUCUCGAGCUCCGUUACUCGGGUUCAAACACUUGCAGCCAUCCUUUACCAUUCAUAAGGUUGCAUGUGAUGCCUCUCUUUGGGCAACAAUCGGAGGACAGGAUGUGGAUCGGCUUCCGUCAGCUUCUACAUGCUACAACACUCUCAAGCUUCCAACAUACAAACGUGCAAGCACUUUGAGAGCAAAACUUCUUUAUGCAAUCAGUUCCAACACUGGAUUUGAACUUUCUUAGGGAUUUAUGGAUCUUUUGUCGUUCUUGCAAUCAGAAUAGGCACAAUACCAUUGUCACUGGGUUUCGAGAUCAUAUCCAAGAGAGGCUGGUAGAUAUCAAAGACCACGAGUUUGAGACCAGGGAGAUUAUUCGCCAGGUUUUUUGAGGUGCUGUUUAAUUUAUUGUUGAAGGAAAUGGCAUCUUGGUUUAACCUAUCAACACACUGGUUGCUUCCUGCACCAAAGAGGGUAAUAGCUGCAGGUAAACACCCAGUUGGUGGUAGGCUUGUCACUCCAAUCCUUCUUGCUCCCAUUUCAAAUAGAUUCUGUGUUCAGCACAAUCCUCGUUAGAGAAAAAUUUGUUCUUUGGGAAAAAAAACCGGAUACGUCUCAUUUUUUUAGAUAUCGAAUUCAAUGCUUACAUCAAAACAAAAGAACUCAAUCCAUGUAUAUGUUUCAGAUCAAAAUCACGCUAUUGAUGUAUGUUUGCAUGUAAUCUCCCUCUUGUGAUAUAGGCAGGUUUAUUUUGUGCUGACUUUUGUGAUAGAUUCAACCGAUGGCAGUUUAUUCUGCCUUUAACCAAUCAUUCCAGAUUUUGUUUUCGUUUUC
Messenger RNA from Jatropha curcas, 4194 nucleotides. RefSeq names its product ubiquitin-protein ligase 7 (gene UPL7). The record is from RefSeq and is a predicted model, not a curated record. Gene Ontology annotation, biological process: ubiquitin-dependent protein catabolic process; protein polyubiquitination. NCBI's taxonomy places the organism in Eukaryota, Viridiplantae, Streptophyta, Magnoliopsida, Malpighiales, Euphorbiaceae. Gene Ontology annotation, molecular function: ubiquitin protein ligase activity.